CGGUGAAGUAGUGGGGCGGGGAAGAAGGGGCAGCCGUCAACGCGCAUGCCCGGUGCGUGCGCAGUGACUGCCGCAGCAGUCAUGGCGGCUCAGUGCGUGAGGCUAGCGCGGCGCACUCUCCCGGCUUUGACGCUGUCCCUCAGAUCCUCUCCUCGGUUGUUGUGUACAGCCACAAAACAAAAGAACAAUGGGCAGAACUUAGAAGAAGACGUGGGUCAAGGUGAACAGAAGACAGAGCCUCCUUCUACAGAGAAGAUUCUCGUAGAAGAGAAGGUCAAGUUAGAAGAGCAGCUGAAGGAGACCACGGAAAAAUACAAGCGAGCUUUGGCGGAUACUGAGAACUUGAGGCAGAGGAGCCAGAAGUUGGUGGAGGAGGCAAAGUUAUAUGGCAUCCAGGCCUUCUGUAAGGACUUACUGGAGGUUGCAGACAUUUUGGAGAAGGCAACACAGUGUGUCCCAAAAGAAGAAAUCAAAGACGAUAACCCUCACCUGAAGAACCUCUACGAGGGCCUCGUAAUGACUGAAGUCCAGAUUCAGAAGGUGUUCACAAAGCAUGGCUUACUCAAGUUGAAUCCUGUUGGAGCCAAGUUCGACCCUUAUGAACACGAGGCUUUGUUCCACACUCCAGUUGAGGGGAAGGAGCCAGGCACAGUGGCACUAGUUAACAAGGUGGGGUACAAGCUGCAUGGGCGCACCCUGAGACCCGCCUUGGUGGGGGUGGUGAAGGAAGCUUAGCUGCCUAUUGCAGGGUUUUGGUUUUUUUAAAUCACUUGCUAUAACUUUUUAAAAGCUGGUUUAACUUUUCUCAUCUAUGAAUAAUUUGACUUUUUCCCAAACCCUGUUGGAAAGCUUAAGUAGCCAGUGGCUAAAGAGAAAAUUAAGCCAGUUGCACCAUUGUGUUAAUGAACUCUAAUUCAGGAGUCUGUUCCCUGAUUGUUAGUUCCACGAGCUUACAGAAGAGCACCAGUGGGAGACUGCAGGGCCUCCAGACUCAUGGGAAGAACGGUGUCUCCGCUCACACUCUGGGAAAGGCACGGUAUUUUGAACAAAUAAAAGGUCUUCAGGAAUUCCGCUGUUUGGCUUCCUGGACACACCAGUCUGCACUGUGUGUCUUCUGUGCUCACUGUCACAUUGUUACUGGCACACGUAGCCCACUGUACAUUGGAGUUGAGACAUUUUUCUUGCUAAAAAAAAAUAUGACCCUGGUGAAGGAUGUGAGUUCAUUUAUAAUCAUUCACCACCUAGCUGCUAGACAUGACGGACCUCUACCUUUUCUCCAGAUAUAUGUAAACACAUGUACUUCAACAGUUCUUACCACCUUUAUUUUGCCAGUAAUUGAGUUUGACAGAAUUAAUUCCUUUUUCUCUGUGUUGUUCAUCUAAAUGUUGAAAUAUUUAAGUCUAUAAUCAGCUAGUUACUAACCACCUCAAGGUAUCCUCCCUAGUAAGAUGGACUUUCUCAAAAUAAGUGGAAUGCGUGUUCAAUGUCUUAACACGUCUUAAAUGUUGUUUAAAAUUUUUAUUUAAGAGGAUUAAAGCCCUAAUGUUUACUUUCCUACUUUCUGUUAACAAUUUUGUGUCCCCUGGGGAGGGAGACCUUUGAGGCACUGAGGCAAACAUGGCUCAGCCUUCCCGUUCUCUCUGUCCCAGCCUUGAAGCUGCCGGCUUGACAUACCCAGAGGGAGGUUCUCCCCUCAUGCAGCCCCUGGCUGGCACGUGCCUGGGCCAGUGCUGCAGGUGAACGUGCGGCCCUGCAGCCCGUCAGAGUAAGAACACAAAACACAUGGGGGGCUGAAAACACUCAGGAACCAUAGCGGGAGUAUACACGAUUUGUAAAAGGUGACUGUAGGACUCUCUAGCCAAAGGACCUCUAUUUCUCAUUUACCUUAAUAUCUAGGGCUUGGGAGAAAAGUUGAGUGAUGGAAGUAUCUUCUAAAUAAGAAAAAAAAACCUACUACCUUUGCUUCUAAAGAGGUACUUCCAGGAUUGAAGGGCAAUACUGUUUACUGCCCAGAAAAGAUGGGCACAGUCAACUUACUUUACAUGGGUCAUUACAAAAGUUUUGAGAUACACGAAAAUCAAGAAACAUCGAGUUCCACAGACAGAAACAAAUUGAAGCCUUCCCAGCAACACCAACAAGCCCAAGCAAGUUGAACCCUACACGGGUGAAUGAGAAAGGGCACAGUAAAAAAAAAAAAAAAGAGAGAGAAAGGGCACAGUGGCGGCGCAUGUGGCUCAAAAGAGUAGGGCGCCAGCCCCAUAUGCUGGAGGUGGCGGGUUCAAACCCAGCCCCGAGCAAAAACUGCAAAAAAAAAAAAUACAGAGAAAGGGCACAGUGACUCUGCAUCUUAGAAGUGAAAUCAUGGAGCAAACAGUCUGUCUUAAAACUUUCAUUGUGAUCCAUGUACUUACAAUUUUGGAAGAUGUAUAGUCCCAUAAUUAAAAUUUCAAAUAUUUUUCUCCUUUUAAGCUUCCUUGCAUUAUUUGGUCAAAAAUACACCCCAUUGUGGUCCCAGCUACUCGAGGCUGAGGCAGGAGGAUUACUGGAGCUCAGGAGCUCAAGUCCAGCCUGGGUAAGAAUGAGACCACAACUAUUAAAAAAACUAAGCCCUGAACUAAAGGCAGCAUGGUGUAUUUUUUUUUUUUUAGAUCUAAUCUCUUUUAUUUUUAUUUAUUUAUAGUUUUUGGCUGGGGCUGGGUUUGAACCCACCACCUCUGGUAUAGGGAGCCGGCACCCUACUCCUUGAGCCACAGGUGCCGCCCAGCAUGGCAUAUUUGAGAAAACAUGCCUGGGAGUUUCUGUGGUGUGUAGCAGUGAGUACAUCACUUACCUCUCUGGAACUUAUCUGUAAAAUGAAGGCUGAAUUUAAGAAAAGUAAAUUUUCAUACUAACUUCUUUGUGUACAAUCCCCUUUUCGUCUAGAACUACAAUUGCUAAAAAAGCACUAAACUUAAUAACCUAGAGACAGUAUAGCUUAAACAUGGCAAAGAAUUUCUUCACUGGAAGUUUCAAUCUGGUCAUUACUAUAGGUUGGGUAUUAUCUGAAAUGCUUGGGACCAGAGUUUUGAAUUUUGGUUUUGGAAUAGUCAAAUGUGCACUUAAUAGGGAUUCAGAGAAAUGUGUUAUCAGGCAUUUUUUUUACUGUGCAAGCAUCACUCCUAGGCUGCACUAUAGUGCUGAAUACUGUAGGCGUUUGGAACACAUGGUGGGGGCGGCACCUGUGCCUCAGUCGGUAGGACACGGGCCCCAUAUACCGAGGGUGGCGGGUUCAAACCUGGCCCAGCUUAACUGCAACCAAAAAAUAGCCAGGCGUUGUGGCGGGCGCCUGCAGUCCCAGCUACUCAGGAGGCUGAGGCAAGAGAAUUGCUUAAGCCCAGGAGUUGGAGGUUGCUGUGAGCUGUGUGAGGCCACGGCACUCUACCGAGGGCCAGAAAGUGAGACUCUGUCUCUACAAAAAAAGAAAAAACUAUUACGGAACACGAUGGUGAGUUGUAAUGUGUCUAAACAUGGAAAAGGUACAGUGAAUAGCCAGGCAUAGUGGCAGGCACCUAUAAUCCCAGCUACUCAGGAGGCUGAGGAAAGAGAAUCGCCUAAACCCAAGAGUUGGAGGUUGCUGUGAGCUGUGAUGUCAUAGCACUCUACCAAGGGUGAUAAAGUGAGACUGUUUCUAACAAAAAAAAGAAAAGAAAAAUUUAAAUGGCUUGGCGCCUGUGGCUCAAGCAGCUAAGGCGCCAGCCACAUACACCUGAGCUGACAGGUUCAAAUCCAGCCCGGGCCCGCCAAACAGUGAUGGCUGCAACCAAAAAAUAGCUGGGUAUUGUAGCAGACACCUAUAAUCCCAGCUACUUGGGAGGUGGAGGCAGGAGAAUCGCUUGAGCCCAGGAGUUGGAGGUUGCUGUGAGCUGUGAUGCCACGGCACUCUACCCAGGGUGACAGCUUGAUGCUCUGUCUCAAAAAAAAAAAAAAAGGUACAGUGAAAACCAGGUAUUACAAUCUCAUGGAACCAUGUUCAUGUAGGUGGUCCAUCAUUGAGAAGACUAUUUGUUAGUUAAACUUACUGGUUGAGCACCCUUAAACCCUGAUUCCAAAAUGCUCCAACAAGUCUUUCCUUUGAGUAUCAGGUUGGAGCUCAAAACUUUCAGAUUUUGGAGCAUUUCAGAUUAGGGACACUAAACUUGUUACAGGAAAACCUCUUUUAAUUAUGUACAUGUUUAUACUGUAAGUUAAAGAUCUGUUCUGUUGCAUUCUAGUCUGGAUUUUGCCUACUUGGCAAAAUGGGUAAGUUGUACAUGUGGAUAGUCUAAUCGACAUUACAACAGACCUGAGGCAUCUGAAAAUCAGCCUGGCUCCAGGGAAGACUGGUCUUUCUCUGGAUAUGUUGUUACUUUCAGGGAGAAGGGCUGACAUGAAAGGGUUGCUGCCUAAUAAAACUGGUUUGAAACAGUUGUGAAAACUGGUUUGAUACAGAAGUGUCAGAAUGGACCGUGUCACAUGACAGUUGCCUGUUGUGAGAGCACUGGCUCACAUCCAGAUCUGUGUGCUCUGAAAAACAGCUUCCAGGAACUAGUGGCAAGAAGCAAGCAGUAACACCAUUUCAUUCUCAACUUGUUUAAUAUGUAAAAGGAUAAUAAAAAUGGUAGUCAGAGUUCCGGUUUUUAAUACAUUCUUGGAAUGUUGGCCAUCCAGUGAGCAUUAUUUCAAACAGCUGAAGAAAAUUACCCAACUUUUUGACUCAAGGAGUUGCUUCAAUUUUUUAAAAAAGACCUAAUUCCAUGGGAUUAUGAUAGGUAAUUUAAAUGUAAAAAUGUAGCAGCUCUGAGCUACCAGCAGAAGUAAACACUAUUGUGACAGUGACAGCUGGAGUUAAGAGACUUAAGAGGCAGCCGAUCAUAAAAUUACCUUUCCCUUGUAACAAAGUGUUAAUACUUUAACAUAAAUUAAUUAUACAUUCAUUAUGGUGUUUUAAAACAGUCAAGCCUAAAUAAAUUCUUCAUACCAUCAAAAAAAUACAUACUAAAAACCUGCUUCACCACAAAGUUUUUCAUUUGAGAGCUCUUGGCCUGGGCCAUACACAUUUACAGGGAUUUUCUGCUCCUCAAGCUUAAUAUAAGUCUGGCAAUUGUUUUUU
This is a messenger RNA of Nycticebus coucang (slow loris), 5128 nucleotides long. RefSeq names its product GrpE like 1, mitochondrial (gene GRPEL1). Gene Ontology annotation, molecular function: adenyl-nucleotide exchange factor activity; protein homodimerization activity; protein-folding chaperone binding. NCBI's taxonomy places the organism in Eukaryota, Metazoa, Chordata, Mammalia, Primates, Lorisidae. The transcript has 4 exons. Gene Ontology annotation, biological process: protein import into mitochondrial matrix; protein folding. Bases 46 to 735 code for a protein of 229 amino acids. The record is from RefSeq and is a predicted model, not a curated record. Gene Ontology annotation, cellular component: PAM complex, Tim23 associated import motor.